Molecule: messenger RNA, 1306 nt
Organism: Moneuplotes crassus
Lineage: Eukaryota; Ciliophora; Spirotrichea; Euplotida; Euplotidae
Source: the annotation of a GenBank genome assembly
AAAUAAUGUUAUCAAGUACUAACUGAAGAAGUAUGGACAUCAAGAGAGGAGAUGAUGUAAACAGAAUUAAUGAAAAACUCAAAGUGAAACUAGAGUAUUCCGACAACGGAAUCUCUCAAAUCAGAAAAGAACUUCCUAAAUAAAUUCAGCUUGCUCAAAACCAGAAAUAAGCAUAUUAUUAAGUUCAAGCCGAAGAAGGAUUCAAAGAGAGAUUCGAAGGGGCUGACCAAGAAAGAAUUACUAAGACUAGAUGCUAAGAUAAAAGCAAGGGAUCUCUCACCUAUCUAUCUGUCAAAGGCCAAUUCAAAAUUGGCCAUCUCUGAGAUAUCACAAGGGACAUCAACCGUAUAUAGCCAGACUGCAAAAUAAAUUAAGCCAAAGAAAAUGACAGAAGAAGAUACUGAAGGUAGUGAGGUUUAUGAAUGCAACCAAUCCGAAAAAAACGCUAAAGAGUCCGAUUUUUCUCCAGACGCCAGUACAAAGGGGUAGAAGGAACUUGGCUUUAGCUCAGACCAAAAAGAGACUCCAGAUGGCUCAUAGCGCUCAAAAUUUUAGGAAGCCUUUUGGAAGAGAUAAGAUAAGAGAAGUAUUUGAGAAGAUUUCGAGGACUACUCCUAAAACCCAGCUGAUAAAUCCGUUCUUCCAACCUAAAGGCUUUAAACUUCAUUUGCCCAAAACAACCAAUCCCUCAACUAAUCUCGAAUCUGAUCUCAAGAAUAAGCCAGACAAGGUUAAGGACACUAAGAGUUAUGAAGAAGUUCCCGAAGAAAAAGUUCACCUAAUUAUUGAUUCGCCAAAUGCACAGAAAGACACAACGUGGUUCAAGAGAAAUUUCAGGUGCUCUAAGUUAAAAGACCUUAAAAUGCAAAAUUGGAGCAGAGUCGAUUCCUUCCUAGAAGAUGAAUUCGAAAAAUCAGCUAUUGAGGAUCAUAAGGUCAGGACUAAGAACAGAUACCCGAUCAUGGUUCCUACGGAAGCUGGGUGUUUCAAAAGGGAUAAAAAUUGGAGGCUCUAAAAGCAAAUCCGAAGGCUUACGAUGACAUGAUAAAAUGAGAAAAACUCGAAAUAAUAAAGUUAAAGAAGCAGAAAGCACGAAAGAUAAUCCAAGCGGAUAUGGUCUUCAAGAUGCCAGAUUUUUAGAAAUUUGACCGAUUGUUAACAUUUUAAGCAUUUUUUGGAAAUGUAAAAAAAUUAUGAAAAAUUUCAAUUUUUCAGAUUUAUUUGAAGAAGUUAUCUGAAGAAAAUAUUAAUAUGAAACAAUAUAAUUGGAGCUGAUGGUGAAGGAGACGCUGAGGUUAUGGGUUUG